Molecule: messenger RNA, 2428 nt
Organism: Selaginella moellendorffii
Lineage: Eukaryota; Viridiplantae; Streptophyta; Lycopodiopsida; Selaginellales; Selaginellaceae
Product: ATP-dependent DNA helicase 2 subunit KU70
Exons: 20
Coding region: 27-1895 (622 amino acids)
Biological process (GO): telomere maintenance; cellular response to X-ray; double-strand break repair via nonhomologous end joining
Cellular component (GO): Ku70:Ku80 complex; nucleus
Molecular function (GO): damaged DNA binding; double-stranded DNA binding; DNA helicase activity
Source: RefSeq, a predicted model, not a curated record
AGGGCUUUAGAAGCUUGAGGAAGACGAUGGCGGAUAAUGGCGACGAUCCAUACGCCGAUGAGGAGGAGGAGGAGGAGGACGAGUACGCGGUGGAGGGGGCGACCAGGGAUUACGUCGUGUUUCUGAUCGACGCUGGGAAAGAUAUGCUUCUCCAGCUCCAGACAAAGCGGGGAGAGACUAAAACUUACUUGGAAGCUGUGAUGGAAUCUAUCACUGAAGAUUUGAAGACGAGGAUCAUUUCUAGAGACACCGAUGAAGUGGGAAUUUGCUUCAUCAACACGCGCGAAAAAAAUAACUCGCUCUCCUCAGAGGGUGUUUAUACGUUUAAGGAGCUCAGCAAGCUCUCGGCUUCUUUUAUCAAAGAUACUUCUUCCUUGUGCGAAAACUUUGAUAGUGUUAUAGGGAGCAACGAUGGUUCUAACUACGGGGCCAGAGAAAAUCCGCUUUACAGUGGCCUUUGGGUCGCACAAGGCAUGCUCGGAAAGAGUGCUACAAAGAAUCUAGGCAAGCGAAUUCUGCUGUUUACGAACAACGAUGAUCCUUUCGAAAAUGCGGAUCCCGUUACAAAGGCUGACAUGAGGAGAACAACUAUACAACGGGCAAAGGACUCGCAAGAUCUUGGAAUUUCGAUUGAACUCUACCCGAUGAGCAGGCCUGGAGAAGAAUUUAAUCUCAACAUCUUUUAUAAGGAUAUGAUUACCAUGGAAGAUGACGAACUGUCGAAUUUUAUGGUUGGUGCAGAAAAAAGAUUUGAAGAACUCAAGGCUAGGAUGAGAAAGAAGCUUUUUCAAAAGCGUGUUGUAAGGAAAAUAACGUUCACCAUUGCUAAUGGGACUAGUAUCGGUCUCGGGACAUAUGCGAUGGUUCGGCCGGCUACGACAGGCAAGUACGAGUGGCUUGAUUCCACGACAAACAAGCCUGUGAAGUCUGAACGAGCUCUCAUAUGCACGGAUACGGGCGCUAUAGUGACGGAAUCUACGAAACGUUUUACACACUAUAACAGUAAGCGAGUUCUCAUGACACGCGAAGAGCUUGCAGAAGUAAAAAAGAUAACGGACGUACAAGUCCGACUUCUAGGCUUCAAAUCAAUUGCUUGCCUUAAAGACUAUCACAACUUGAGGCCAGCCACGUUCCUGUAUCCUAGUGAAGAGGCCAUCAAAGGCAGCACCUGUCUUUUCAUUGCGCUACAUAGGUCUUUGAUCCGGCAGAAAAAGUUUGCUUUGGCGUUUCAUGGAAAUUCGACGUCUCCUCACCUGGUUGCUUUGGUUCCCCAGGAAGAGAUUGUGAACGAGUAUGGGCAAGUCCAGCCACCUGGAAUGCAUAUGAUCUACCUUCCAUAUGCAGAGGACAUUCGACAGCCUGAAAAGAUAAAUCUGAGCAAAGGUGGAGUUGAAAUAGCGGCAAAAGAGCAUAUCGACAAAGCAAUGGCUCUCAUCAAGAAGCUCCACUUGCGAGAAUUUACAGUAUACGAUAUACAAAACCCAGCCCUUCAAAGACACUAUUCAAAUCUGCAAGCUCUUGGACUCCAGGAAGACACCGUGGAAGAUGUCGAGGAUUGUACAUUGCCAGACGAGGAAGGCAUGAAAAGGCCGUCGAUAGUUGCCGUAGUUCAAGCAUUCAAAGACACUGUCUACGGGGCUGAUCAUGACCAAGAAGAGGCAGCUGCGGAGGCCGAACGGGCGAAAGGAAGCGUCACAGCUCAAAAGAGAAAGGCUGCUGCUGAAGUAGCGACCAAAGAAUCAGAAAAAUACAAUUGGCGUCAGCUUGCUUUGGACGGCGAGCUUAAGAAACUCACCGUGGUGGAGCUCAAGUAUUAUCUCGCGGGAAAGAAGCUCCCGCUCAGCGGCAAGAAAGAGAUCCUCAUUGAACGCAUUCUAAACGACUUGGGAAUGUAAUCUAUCUACACGGGGGGGAAUCAAAAAACUUGUGUAUCAUCACCAUCUUCAGAAAACGUGGUCCGCGAUCACGUAGACGUUGUCCGAGGUUAGUCUCACGUCCGAGAGAAUGUAGACUCCACAAUCGUGGGAAUCAAUCGCGACUUCGAAGCCAUCCUGCUGUCGCUCGCUCCAAUCUUCAUGCUGAGGUAUCAAGAAACAACGUUAAAGAGGCAUCAUUCAAAGUCGUAUCAGCACCUUCCACAAAUCUCGAACACAAACAGACACUCCCGGCUCCAGUCCAAGAUCAAACCAAUUCACUUUGAUGGCAACUCUUCGCCAAUCUCGGUUCCAGAGCGCUAAAACUAUUCUCUUGCCGGAGAGCGGCCCUGCCCAGACCUGUUGUUUCAAGGAUCAACGCAAGAACAAAGAUUUUCGCAGUGACGUCGUACCUCACGACAUUUACAACGCCCCUGCCUGCUAACUUUUCUAGCUUGAAUCCCCAGUGGAUCUAUCACAGGAGAAAUAUAACGUGAUUAAGUUUCCAUGCAAAA